This is a messenger RNA of Pygocentrus nattereri (red-bellied piranha), 1795 nucleotides long. Its product is annotated as C2 calcium-dependent domain-containing protein 6-like. The transcript is spliced from 8 exons. NCBI's taxonomy places the organism in Eukaryota, Metazoa, Chordata, Actinopteri, Characiformes, Serrasalmidae. The record is from RefSeq and is a predicted model, not a curated record. The coding region runs from base 1 to 669 and encodes 222 amino acids.
AUGAAGAGUUUCCUGUUGACUGUCAUUGAGAUGCUGGGGAUAGAAGCAGCUCUCACUGCAGAAGAAAAGCUAAAGAAGAAAGCCCAGUCUGCUUCAGCAGGGGUCCUAACUGUAAACCUGAAGACCUGCAGAGACUUCAGUAAAUCUGCUCCUUUGAAGAAAGGCAGUCGGGCUGCUGGGAGGAUCACUAUUGGGAGAACGGUGAAGUACACCGUGCAGCAGCCCUACAGCGACCCCAUGUGCUUUGAUGAAUGGAAACACUUCUCGCUACAGAUCCAGAAGGAAGACAUUUGCGGUGUCCAGCAGUCGAGUUUGGUGGUGGUGGAACUGAUUAUGGUGGAUCCUGAUUUAACCACCCCCGUACUCAUUGGCAGAGACACCAUCAUGCUGCAGGAAAUCCUUAAGAAAUCUUCAUUGAGUCAUCAGUUUAAUUUGAGGCUCAUGCAGAAGAAAGUCUGCAAGCUGGACGCAGAUCUGGCGUUCUCAUACGGCUCAAUGCGAUAUGGAUAUUCUCAUCAGAUCAAACAUGCAGGAAGGACCAUUGAGAGUAUGGUAGAGAAAUCUCUCUUUCCCCGCUGCCCUCCUAAUGAAGACCGAGAUCCAUUAUGUAAUGUAAUCACCCCCUCUGCACGGACCCGACUGGACUUCAUUCCCUCUGUGAUGCUGUAACCCCGCUUUGCUGUAGCUCACUAUAAUUCCUCUUUACAGGACAAAAACCAUAAGAAUAAUGUGUAAAGCUGCUGUUGACAUUAGCCGUGUUGGAGGGCUGUAGCUCCAGGUUGGUAACAACAAAAGCAAGUUAACAUGCACAUCGAUCUCCAUUCAGAAUGCGGUUAUGAGAGGAAACACAGAAUCCUGCAGUAAUAGUUUGUGCUAAAAUUAUGUUUUAGGCCAAAACUUUAUAACAAAAUUAUCAAAAAGCAAUCUCUCAGGCAUGAAGUCAUGCAAUCAUAACCUUUUUGUGUAAUAACGGGAUGUAGGUUUCAGAGCCAGUAAACUCGUCGGACAUCUGGUUCCUAGUACUAUAAAGGUGCACUCUGUACAUUUCUUUGGAGAGGCACAUUUCAGACCGAAUCACUCCGAAUAAUUUUUGUCACUUCUAAACCUCUCAAUGACUAAGUCAUUUUGCAAAAUGGGCUGAGUUCCCCUUUCAGUUUCCUUCGAAUUUUGUUCUGUCGUAUCCUUGUUUAUCUGUAUUUUGUCUUAAAGUAUGGGUUAGUCGUUUAACAGUGUGAAUGUGUACGCAUGUGUGUGUGAGACAGAGAGUAUACGCGUGUGUUUGUGUGUGUGUGUGUUUGUGUGGGGGUCAGUGAUUGAGCAGAAUUGUGAGUGUUUGAGUGAGUAUUCCACCAUGAUGGCUAAUUAUUGAAUGAAUGCAUAAGCAAGUGAGUGACGGAAUGAAUAAGUGAGCAAAUAAGCAAAUGUGUGAAUGACUGAUUGAGUCGGUAAGUCAGUGAGUUAAAAUCAUUUCUUGAUCAUUAUUUUCUCAGUUUAUUUAUGUAUUUAGAGUAAACCAGUUACAUGUAGAGUAUAUCUACAUGUAGUUUAUCAAAUCAAAUCAAAUCAAAUUUAUUUAUAUAGCGCUUUUUACAACUGAUGUUGUCACAAAGCAGCUUUACAAAAAUGGGAAUCACAGCACAGAGAAUCAGACAAAACACUGAACAUAAUAUACAGAAUAUACAGAACCCCAGAAGUUUAGUGUGUUUAUUCUGCUGAUAAGCAUCUAUCAGGCAGCUGAAGUUAAACUGAGUAAUUCCUGUAAAACUUCCAUUUGUGGACAUACAGAGGUGCAGGU